AUGAACAAUAAAAAAUUAUAUCAAAUAAGAGAUAAUGCUGUCUAUAAAGAACAAGCUAAUAAUGCUUUGGUUGAAUUUAUAGUUACUGAUUCACAGCCAUUUUAUAUGUUAGAAAAUUCAGAAUUUAUAAAAUAUUCACUAGCACUUGGUCCAUCUUACAAAUUGCCUAGUAAUAAAGGAAUCAAAAGUAAAAUUUAUUUGACUUAUGAUUGGAUGUCAACAGUUGUUUGUACUAUCUCUUCAUUAAAAAAAUUACUUGAUACUAAUAAUAAUAUUCAAAUUAUAGUAGAUCUUGACAAUUUAAAUACUGUGUUCGAUGAUAACUUAGAUUUACAAAAAGAAAUCGAAUUUAUUGAUAAACCAGAAAUUUUAAAUAUUGAAAUGAAAAAAAAAUAA
This is a messenger RNA of Dentiscutata erythropus, 396 nucleotides long. The record is from the annotation of a GenBank genome assembly. Lineage: Eukaryota; Fungi; Glomeromycota; Glomeromycetes; Diversisporales; Gigasporaceae.